CAUACACCAGCAGCACAGGGAAGGGGGCUCAUUUGCCUCGGCCAGAACUAUGCAGGGCUCUGAAAUGCAAGGCCUGAAUGUGGAAGGGACCAUGAGGCAGGAGCAAGCCCAGGCGCCUAGGGUAAGAGGGUAGCUUUCUCCCUUGUGUGCCCCAUGGGGAGGGCUCUCCCCUUAAACUGCCUUGAGAAGCAGCACCACACACACACCGGCAGAAAUUCAGCAGGCAACACAUAGAAGAAGCAAGGCCUGCUGCUGGUGUGAAAAGGCACAGGACCUACACAAGAGUAGAAAAGGAAAAGCCUGAGCGAUCAGUUUCUUCUCACAGCCUCUGCUUGGGAGAUUCCAUAUGGUGAGGGGGAGGCAGUGGCAGGUGGGAGGGGCCCCAAGACUGCCCAGUCCUGGAAGGGAAUAGGGUCUGUCUAGGAAAUCCUGCCCCGUAGGGUUAACCCCUGCUGAGUCUCUUCUAUUGUUGGGGGAGAGCAACUGGCCCUAUCCAGCCCCAGCACAACAUCCCUCCAGUGGCUGUUGCAGGUGCCUACCUUUUGUCGCUUUUUAGAGGGUAGCCCUUUAAGGACAGGGAAUCCUCCUAUGUAUUAUUUAUUUAUUUUUCUAUCCAAACCACUUUGUGGAUUUUUGUUGUUGUAAAGUACCUUUAAAGUGAUAUACAAGUAUUUCAAGCAAGCAAGCAAACGAACAAGGGUUAUGCUUUCAUGGGCCAGCUAUAAGACCAAUGCUGCUGGGUGGGUAUCCUCUGCAUACAGUAAAAGCCAUUUCAGUUUUUGUCUCUUCUCAAUAGUCCAUCUCACACCUGGCCCUUCAGUGCAGCAUCCUCGCAUGGUCCUGUUCCCCAAGUGAUUGUUCGCAGUAGAUUUGCCUACAUUCACCUUGCAAUGGAACCUGGAUGUUGCAAAGCAUCUAGCAAAAUGGUUACUUAGGUAGAGGCAGGGCCUCAAAUCAUAGACAAGAGAUCAUGUAUGGAAGGCGAAGCAGCAGGAACUGAGGAGCAAGCUGGUGUUGGAAAUGAGCACCUCGUGUUGCCAAGCUGUCGGUCAUUUUGGAUACGUCUGGCAAUUGGGAGAUUCCAUUCCAGAACACCCUGGAACCACAGUCUGGGAUACCUGGAAUGACUACUGCUCAAGCCUCAGAAAGAAGGAAGGCUGGUGAUGAGAUUCAAGGAGGCUGGAGUGAGCUCCCGAUCCACUAAUUUCAGUUAAUGAUUGAUCAGCUAAUUUACAGCAGGAACCAAAGUCUGAGGGAUUCAGAGCUCCAUGGCCUACAGCAGAAGCAAGCAGCCUUCCCAGGUUCCCGCAUAAUACAAGGUCUUUUUGCCCUAGCAGGAUGGUUUGGCACUCAUGGACACUUCUCUCCAUGUUCCUGGCAGUAGCAUCUGUGAAUGGGAAUACAUCACCACAAUUUAAUAUGAGCAGCAUAUUCCGUGUGCCGGAAGACACACGUGUAGGAGCCUGGCUUUUCAAGUUGGUGGCUGUGGAUGCUGACCAAAAUGAUACUUUGGUCUAUAGCAUACGGGGUACAGAGGCGUACUACUUCUCUGUCAACAGCAGUUCUGGAGACGUGAUACUGAAGCAAACACUGGAUUAUGAGAAAACAAAGACCAUUAUUAUUGAUGCUGUAGUUAAAGACAAUUUCAAUGCUGAGGUCUCUAAAAAACUCACCAUCAUUGUAGAAGACCGAAAUGACAACAAGCCAGUAUUUGAAUAUGAACCCUAUUUUACAGAUGUUCUUGAGAAUACAACUGUCGGCUCCCCAAUCUAUACAGUUUUGGCCAAGGAUGCAGAUACCGGAAGCGCUGGGCGUGUAUCCUAUUCAAUUGAAGAUGUCAUCCCAGAUGAUGUGCAGAAUCAUAAUCUCUUCUACAUCCUAUACAAUGGCACUGUGGUGUUGAAUGGCUCACUCAGUUACAAUAACAAGAGCACGUUCUACCGAAUCAAGAUCCUAGCCAAGGAUGGUGGGGGAUUGCUGGACGGUCAAUUGGUCCAUCAGAACAACACGGCCUAUCUCUCUGUGACAGUGGUUGAUGUGGCUGACCUGGACCCCCAGUUCCUGGGAGAGCCCUAUGCAGGCUCGGUACCAGAGAACUGUGCCCUGGGUACUUCAGUGGUGACGGUGAGAGCCAUCGACAGGGACAAGGAAGUGAAUGAUAUCAUCUAUUAUAACAUCACUAAUCCCACUAAUUUAUUCAGAAUUGACCGUAUCACAGGAGUCAUUACUGUGAGUGGCAACCUGGACCGAGAAGGUGAUCCAGGUGAACAGGUGCAGCUCCAGGUUGUGGCUCGAGAGAAAAACCUGAAUAUUUACCAGCAGGUGGCACAGGUGAGCACCAUUGUCACCAUCCAGAUCACUGAUAUCAAUGACAACAUUCCUCAGUUCUAUUCAUGCAGAUACCCUGCCUGCAACUUCACAGCACCUCCAGAGAGCAACUUUUUGGGUUACAUAGAGGAGCAUGCUUCUGCCAGAACGCCUGUGGACAAUCUGACCAUUGUGGCCUAUGAUCCUGACAAGGGUUCCAAUGGCACUUUCCAGCUGUCCCUGAGGGGUCCAGAUGCAUUUGCAUUCUCAGUGUCACCCCAGCAGAUUGUGAACGUAGGCACCGUGCAGGUGCUAGUGAGCAAUUCCAGUCUUGUGGAUUAUGAAAAGACACAUACUAUGAUUGUGGAGAUUGUAGCAAAUGACACUGGGAGGACAACUGAUUGCUGCUCCUAUGCCACCGUCACCAUUGAUCUUGUUGACAUCAAUGACCACAGGCCUGAGUUCAGCCAGAGUGACUACAAGCUCUAUGUUCUGGAGGACAGCCCAGCUGGAACCAUUGUCUCUCCUGGCAUCACAGCCACUGAUCCAGACAGCGGGAAGUUUGGAGAGAUCACUUACGAGCUGCUGCCUCAGAGCGUCCAGUCCACUUUUACCGUGAACGCAACAACAGGUGCCGUGCUGGUGGCCAAUGGCAGUAAACUAGACUGGGGAACCCGUUCUACCUAUUACGCCACUCUGCAGGCAGUGGAUGGGGGUGGCUUGUCUGGUUCCACGCAGCUGGAGAUCUCAGUUAUUGACAUCAACAACAAUCCCCCAGUGGUAAUAGGUUCCUACAACAUCUUUGUUACCGAGGGCAAAAAUAUUGACCCUGUCAAGAUCCAGGCCACUGACCAGGAUGACCCUAAUACUAAUAAUAGCCGCUUACAAUAUGAGAUUAUGCCAGGUGAAUUCAGCAGCAACUUCACUAUCAACCCAGACACAGGCAAGCUGAGCAGCAAUGGGCCACUGGACCGGGAAGCCAUCCCUGCAGAGCUCAACGGCGUAAUGGUGGUGACAGUACUUGUGCAUGACUUGGGCAUCCCUCAGUUGAACACCACUGUCAAUGUCACCAUCACUGUGGAGGACAUAAAUGACAAUGCACCGAGAUUUGAGAGCUCUUUUUAUGAGUUCUCGGUUCAAGAAGGCUUACCAGGAAUCUCUGUAGGCAAUGUGACAGCCACAGAUGCUGACCAGACAGAGAUCAACAAUCGUAUUACAUUCAACAUUGGAAACAGUCAGGACUCCAGCAAAUUCCUGGUAUAUGCCAGCCAGCUGGGGCCUGGCUGGUACCAGGGGAACUUGUGGCUGAAACGUGACAUUGCUCUUGACUAUGACCGGCUGCAGGAGAAGUUCUUCGAUUUGACCAUGCAGGCUGAGAAUUCAGACUUUGGUGGGGCAGUGGAAACCGCCACAGCCACAGUGAGGGUGAAUGUGCUGGACAUCAAUGAUGAGCCCCCAUCCAUCAUUCCAUCUCCACCGCAUGAUAUCGAGGUCCUGGAGAACAUCACCCUGCAUGAGUUAGUGGAAACGCUGAACGCCACCGAUCUGGAUGCCAACAGCUCACUGGUUUUCCAGGAGUUAGCUGUAGCCUGCUUCAAGAACUCCGCUAAUGCAGGCCACAGGUGCCGGGACUGGUUCCACCUGGAGCCCAAUGGCUCACUUUAUGUGACUAGUUCAGGGAUAGACUAUGAGACCUGCGAUCUAGUGGAACUUACCUUGCGUGUUAAAGAUGAGUUCACUGAGGUGGGAGACCCCUACAGUAGGAAUGAGACCCUGAGAAUAAAAAUUGUUGAUGUGAAUGACAACCCACCAUUGUUCCUUCCUGUGAUGGAUACCUUUGUGGUAAUCCCAGAGAUCUCGCUAGUGAAGGUGGCUGAGGUCAAGGCUAAAGAUCGUGAUUCAGGGGUGAACUGUGUGAUCACGUUUGCCAUCUCCAAGGUAGUUUUCAUCCCAGACAACGGGCCCAAACAGACCCUUACAAAUCUUUUCAAAGUGGUGACAACAGUAGAGGAGGACAUCUACGUUGGAAGUAUCCAAGUUGCAAGCAACCUUGACAAGUCACUGAAGGGCCGAUAUCAGUUGAUGGUGGAAGCCAAAGACCAUGGGACUCCCCCACUGAGUUCCUCAACAUCACUGGAUAUCUUCACUGUGGAUCAAAGCUACCGCGUCACGCUGAGGUUUAGCACCUCUUUGCAGGAUGUGCAGACCAACUUGGAGAAAAUCAAAGCGGCUCUGUUUGUGGCAACACAAGCAACAUUCUACAUGGCAUCAAUCAAGUCUAUAGAGGAGUCAUCAAACUCCAGAUCUAAGAGGGCUCAGGAAAAGACAGUGAUGGAGGCCUAUUUUGUCAUCAGCAAUGGCACAGCUCUAACAGGCAACACUGUGCGCACGCUCAUCCAGGAAAACGACAAGGCCUUGGCGCAGUUGCUCAGCCUUGGACUGCUAAUCAUCACUGAUUCUGUGGAGCCAACAAACACCAGCAAGGAGCUGCUGCUGUUCGGUAUCAUUGUAGGUCUGGCUGGGGCUGGGCUUCUCCUCCUCAUCAUCUUGAUUCUGACUGUCAUGGGCAUGAGGAAAAGUUAUGGGAGGAAGAUCAAGGCCCUGAAAGCCCUGAAAGUGGCUUCAACAUUCUCAGCGAAGGCCAUGCAGCAGGGACCUGCAAUCCCUGGGACCAACAAAUACAACACAGAAGGGGCUAACCCUGUGCUUGGUUUCUCCUUGGACCCUUCCAUGGACCUGGGCUUUGAGGACAACUCCAGCGUGGAGGUGGCUAGCCUGAACUCCUUAGAUGAGAACACAGUAGAUGCUCCAGAGAGUGGUCCAGCCACUGUUCUGAAGCUGGGCAGAGUCAGUGCUCGAUGGCAAGCCGAUGGCUGGGAAGAGCCCUUGGAAGCUGCCCUAGAAAGCCACUCCCGUCACACAGCUGAAAACAAGCCACAGCAGCUGAGGCCUCCCAAGGAAGAGCCUUUGUCCUUCACCAACUCCUCUUUGGACACUACAGAUCUGUGACGGCACCCAUCCUCUCACCUGGCAAAGGAGGAUGCAGCCGGCUGUGAGCAGGACACAUGGGGGAGCAACUCUGGCCUGGCGAAUUCACACCAGCAGUGGCAAGAAACACUCGCCACUCCUGGGGAAUACUUUUAAACUGGUGGUUUAUGGUUAUCUGUAUUAACUCCCCCACAGGCCUGUAUGCUAACCAGGACCAAGUCUGGCCCGAGCUUGAGCCAGAAUGAGAGAACACACCACACAAGAAGAGGGAGCUGAUCAGUGCCUUCCACGUGAGGUUGUGUCAACAAAGCAUUUCUGCAACGUGUCUGAAAAGUGGGAUGCAACAUGCCAUCUCCCAUUAAAGACUGGGCAGGUAACAGGGGUUCCGAAGCAAGCUACUAGUCUCUGGGCACACAGCCUGCACCAUGCAGCUCCAUCCCUCCCCCCACCUCAUUCCUGGCAAAGACAGUGGCCUCCAGUGACCUCCUUCCCCUUCUUGGACAUCGUGCAGCAGUGAUGUCUGGGUAGUGCAUCCAGACCCCUCUGCAUACGCAACUAUGAAGUACUAAUAAAGGAACCAGCUAUU
Molecule: messenger RNA, 5881 nt
Organism: Hemicordylus capensis (graceful crag lizard)
Lineage: Eukaryota; Metazoa; Chordata; Lepidosauria; Squamata; Cordylidae
Gene: CDHR2
Product: cadherin related family member 2
Exons: 32
Coding region: 1339-5316 (1325 amino acids)
Biological process (GO): homophilic cell-cell adhesion
Cellular component (GO): plasma membrane
Molecular function (GO): calcium ion binding
Source: RefSeq, a predicted model, not a curated record